This is a messenger RNA of Xyrauchen texanus (razorback sucker), 4528 nucleotides long. RefSeq names its product SEC63 homolog, protein translocation regulator (gene sec63). Gene Ontology annotation, biological process: SRP-dependent cotranslational protein targeting to membrane; post-translational protein targeting to endoplasmic reticulum membrane. The record is from RefSeq and is a predicted model, not a curated record. The transcript has 20 exons. Lineage: Eukaryota; Metazoa; Chordata; Actinopteri; Cypriniformes; Catostomidae. Gene Ontology annotation, cellular component: Sec62/Sec63 complex. Gene Ontology annotation, molecular function: transmembrane protein transporter activity; RNA binding. Bases 103 to 2364 code for a protein of 753 amino acids.
GCUGCUGGCUUCAUUCUCCCGCAUAUGUGACUAGUCCAAAAGAGAAGCGACUGUUAAGGUGGUUAAGCGGCAGAACAUAUCGGGGUUUAGUGCCGCGGUGAAAUGGCUGGACAGCAGUUUCAGUACGACGACAGUGGCAACACUUUUUUCUAUUUCCUCACGUCAUUUGUGGGACUAAUAGUCAUCCCAGCCACCUAUUACCUCUGGCCCCGGGAUCAGAAUGCGGAGCAAUUACGGUUGAAGAGUUUACGAAGAGUUCAUGGAAGAUGUCUGUGGUAUCGCCUUCGGCUUAUGAAAUCACAGCAGAGCAUUGUUCCAACACUUAAAAAAGCAGCCCUGUUGUUUGGGUGGGCAGUAUUUCUUUUACUGGCCUAUAAGGUGUCUAAAUUAGAUCGUGAGUACCAGGAAUAUAACCCGUAUGAGGUCCUCAGCCUGGACUCAGGAGCAUCUGUUGCUGAGAUUAAGAAGCAAUACAGAGUGCUGUCUCUAAAACACCAUCCUGAUAAAGGUGGAGAUGAGGCCAUGUUCAUGAAGCUUGCUAAAGCUUACUCAGCUUUGACUAAUGAGGAAUCCCGGAAAAAUUGGGAGACUUAUGGCAACCCUGAUGGCCCAAGAGUGACAAGUUUUGGAAUUGCUCUUCCUGCAUGGAUCGUUGACCAGAAAAACUCAAUGCUGGUGCUGUUGGUCUAUGGAUUGGCUUUUAUGGUCAUUCUUCCUGUGGUUGUGGGCACAUGGUGGUAUCGCUCCAUCCGUUACAGUGGUGAUCAGAUCCUGAUCAACACAACACAGCUUUUCAUGCACUUUAUGUACAAAACACCUACAAUGAACAUGAAACGUUUGGUGAUGGUGUUAACAGCAGCAUUUGAGUUUGAUCCUCGUAGUAACAAAGAGGCCAUUAUAAGACCAACAGACAACAUUGAAGUUCCCCAGUUGAUUCGGGAACUGGGGAACAUUAAUGUUAAGAAGAAGGAGCCUCCGUUCUGCUACCCCUACAGCCUGAAGGCUCGAGUCUUAUUACUUGCACACCUUGCCAGGAUGGAGGUUUCUGAGAACGUAGAUGAAGAUCAAAGGUUUGUGGAGAAGAAGUGUCCUGCUUUACUUCAGGAAAUGAUCAAUGUUGGCUGUCAACUCACCAUGAUGGCAACCAGUAGAGGAGGUCUUCGAGCUCCCAGGCUGACUUCCAUAGAGAACUGCAUGAAGCUUUCUCAGAUGGUGGUUCAGGGACUGCAGGAGGCCAAGUCACCUCUACUGCAGCUGCCCCAUUUUGAAGAGGAACACCUCAGAUACUGCAUCUCUAAGAAGUAUAAGGUGCGGACGCUGCAGGAUCUGGUCAGUCUGAAGGAUUCUGACAGGAGAAACAUGCUGAGAUUCCUUGGGGAGGAUAAGUAUGAUGAGGUCUUGGCAGUCUUGGGGAGCUUCCCAUACAUCAACAUGGAAACCAAACUUCAAGUGCUGGAUGAUGAAGAUAGCAAUAACAUCACAGCUGGAUCCAUUGUCACAGUUACAGUUACCUUGACAAGGAAGAGAAUGUCUGAGAUGUUUGAGAAAGAGGAACCACCGCAGCCAACAGAGGAAACUAAUACAGAGGAGCAAGGUGAUACCAAAAACAAAACAAAACAAGUCUGGCAAAACAAGAAUAAAGGAGCUAAAAAAGCCGGCAAGUCCAAAAAGAAGAAACUGACUAAAAAGAAACCAGUCACCCAACAGCAAACAAAGGGAGACAAGGCUAAACAGGCCAAUGGAAAUGUGGCAGGAAAUGAAGUUGUUGCUCUUUCAAAAGAGGAAGAGGACGAGCUCUCUGAUAAAGGCAGCGAAUCGGAUGAAGGAGAGGGAAAUAAGGACUCACCCAGUGAGAGAGAUGACGAGAGUGACAAGCAGAGUGACACGGAGGUGGACGAGAUUGCUGGAGAUGAUGAGGAGGAAUGGGAGGCCCUGCAACAAAGUAUUCAGCGCCGUGAGAGGGCACUUUUGGAGACCAAGUCAAAGGUCACACACCCUGUGUACAGCCUGUACUUCCCUGAAGAGAAGCAUGAAUGGUGGUGGCUCUACAUCGCAGAUAGGAAGGAACAGACACUGGUGUCUAUGCCUAACCAUGUGUGCACACUCAGAGACACAGACGAGGUUGAACUGAAAUUCCCCGCUCCAUCCAAAACCGGAAACUAUCAGUAUUCUGUGAUUCUCAGAUCAGAUUCAUACAUGGGAUUAGAUCAGGUCAAGCCGUUGAAGUUGGAGGUUCAUGAGGCGAAGGCCAUGUUGGAUAACCAUCCACAGUGGGACAUCCCAGAAACUGAGGAAGAGGAGGAUGACCAGGAGGACAGUGAUGGUAUUGAGGAGUCUGAGGAAGAUGAUGAAGACAACGACUAAACGCAACCAAUCAAUUCAUACAAACUUAAACACAACUCACAUGCCCGUGUGCCCACUCAUGUUCUCACACACACACACACACACACACACACACACACACACAUAGCCCCUGACAUCUGCUAUCUUCAGAGCCAUUACAAGAACAUGUUCCUGUUUCAAACAGUCAUCAAUCACAAAUCUGGCCAAACCUCUUAUUUUGCCAAUCAUAAGACUUGAGAAACUGUUGGUUAUCUUUCCCUGCAUUCAUCCAGCCAUUAUCGUGGGCUGCUUGAAUGGUUAUUGGUUGGGUCCAGCUGUGUGUCAGAUUUCUCUCUGCUUAAUGAAAGAUGUCUGACCAACCAAUGUGUCAAAAAAAUAAAAACUAGACUACUGCUAAAAAAAAUCUCACACCUCAUGACUGUCAUUUCCCAAAGUUGCAGUGUAUUAUAAUUUUGUAGUUUUAUGUAUUUUAUUAGAAUGCAGAUUUACCAGCUGUUCCCACUUUGACGUGGCCAUGUGAAGCGUAAUCUAGAGCAAGCAUGAACCACAAGGACACGUGUAUGCAUAUUGAGGUUGUAAUUCGGGGGAACCACUGUGGGUUGCAUUUCAAUUUGACUCCAUGGUCAUGAAGUCUGGAAGUAAAGUGCUGUACGUUUAUAAAUCUAUUUUGCCUUCUUCAAACUUUUCAUCAACAAUGCAGGUUGUUUCAGCCUCACAAAGAAAUAAUAACUGCAGACGUUCCACAGCCAGGUCUACAGUUUAGUCCUGAUUUAAUGCCUAAUGUUGCUAGAACUGCUAUCUGCUCUUCCACACAUAAGCAGGUUGAUAUCAGGAGGCUUUCUUGGCAUUUUUCUUCAAAAUUAUGAACCGCCUUUAAGACAAUUUAUAUUUUUCCAACAACCCCCCCCCCCCUUUCUGUAUUUAUUUGAGUGACAUUUUCCACUGGAACAGGAAAAUCCCCCUGUUACAAAGACACAGUGCCUAUUCCUAUUGAUUAGACUAAUUCAUUCAUUGGCCAGAGAAUUACAUUUUUUUUGUACUUAUUUUUUUUUAUAACUUUAGAACAAAUGUUUCUAUGAUGUUUCCAUGGAUCCCUGGAUCUAAAUGCCUCAGUCAUAGCUCAUAGUUUAUUUAUUUUUAUUUAUUUUUUGGUCUUACAUUCCACUCAACAAAUAUGAAUGCCUUGUUCACUGUUCAGAUGUUUUUACUGGCCACAAAUAAGGUCCCAUCAUCUAUUGCAGAUCGUUUGUGAUACAGAAGCACCAAUAUGAGUGCAGGGAAUAACUAAGGGUCAGUGUUUAUUUCUGUAAGUUUUUCUUAAUUUUCUUUUUGUUGGGGGUGGGAAGUGUGGCAACAAGGAUCGAAAAGAAGUAUAGAAUUUGGCUUUUAUGUGGAUGUAUUUUAAUCCCCAUUCAAAUAUAUUUUCACUUGUGUAAGGUGUGACAGAGUAUUGAAUGCACUGAUGUAGUGGUUGUGAAAAGACUGUCUGCUCUGUUCUUUUGUCAAACAUUGGGAGAGGUUAAGCCAACUGAGAUGCAAUUAUUUGAAAUGUGUUUCAAAUGUAAUCUCUCUAUUCACUGUUGAUUUGCGUUUUUAUUUCUAUCAUGAAUUUAUCAGAAGAAUUGAGAUUUUCUCAUUUGUUCCCAAUAGCUAAUGUAUAUGUUUUAGAAUUAUUUUUGGACACCUGCAGAUAUUUAGUAGGAAAUUCUUUUAAUCAUUUCCCCCAUAUUUCUUUCAUUUACAUAGUGCAAUCUUUAUUACAGAGGAAAUUUGUAUUCUGACUGCAUGUAACACAUUCAAAACCAAUUUUAUAAAAUGAUAAAGGUUUUACAGAUAAAUAGACAUUUUAGUAUUAUAGCUCCAACAAAGAAUGUAGCCUCAGAAUUCAUGUUGUGUACUGAAUGCAGUGAUUCAAGUGUACAGAUUAUGAGAAAUCAAGUCUUCACAAACACACAGGCAGAGACUCACUGGCCAAAAGGAUUUUGCCUAAGAAACAGUGUCUGCCACUUUUGUUUACAAGAAAACUGUCAUUGUAAAUUGAAAAUAUAUAUUAUUUGUAUUUAAAUAAUUUCAAAUAAAAUAACUUUUAAAUGACUUUCUUUUUGGUAACCUUAAAACACAUAGAUUUGGGGUUAUUUUUUUACCCUGACACUUUUGAUAAACAAAUAAAACAGGGUUUAUAAGA